Messenger RNA from Suncus etruscus (white-toothed pygmy shrew), 2070 nucleotides. It is a transcript of the gene RUFY1, whose product is annotated as RUN and FYVE domain containing 1. Gene Ontology annotation, cellular component: cytoplasm. Gene Ontology annotation, biological process: regulation of endocytosis; protein transport. Gene Ontology annotation, molecular function: metal ion binding. Lineage: Eukaryota; Metazoa; Chordata; Mammalia; Eulipotyphla; Soricidae. The record is from RefSeq and is a predicted model, not a curated record. The transcript is spliced from 18 exons. The coding region runs from base 71 to 1879 and encodes 602 amino acids.
CGGGCCUGACCUAGGCGGGUUCUGGUUGCAUCUACGCCCUCUGGGAUCCGAGGCAGUCUCCAAGAGUCAGAUGACGACGGAGGAGCGCGCCCACCUGGUGCACCUGCUGAAGCUGAGCAUCAAGGUGCUGCUGCAGUCUGCGUUGAGCCUGGGCCGUAGCCUGGACGCGGAGCAUGCGCCGUUGCAGCAAUUUUUCGUGGUCCUGGAGCAUUGCCUCAAACACGGGCUCAAAGUUAAGAAAAGCUUCAUUGGCCAGAACAAGUCAUUCUUUGGCCCAUUGGAGCUAGUGGAGAAGCUUUGCCCAGAGGCUGCAGAUAUUGCCACAAGUGUGAGGAAUCUCCCAGAACUCAAGACAGGCCUGGGUCGGGGCCGAGCCUGGCUGUACCUGGCACUGAUGCAGAAGAAGCUGGCCGACUACCUUCGUGUGCUGGUGGAGAACAGACACCUGCUCGGUGAGUUCUAUGAGCCACAGGCUUUGAUGAUGGAGGAAGAGGGAACGGUGAUCGUCGGGCUACUAGUAGGACUCAACGUGCUUGAUGCCAAUCUCUGCUUGAAAGGGGAAGACCUGGAUUCCCAGGUUGGGGUCAUCGAUUUCUCACUCUACCUGAAGGACCUUCAGGACCUGGAGUCUGGCAAAGAGCAAGAACGAAUCACAGAUGUCCUGGACCAGAAGAACUACGUGGAGGAGCUGAACCGACACUUGAGCUGCACCGUGGGUGAUCUCCAGACCAAAAUCGAUGGCCUGGAGAAGACCAACUUGAAGCUCCAAGAAGAGCUUUCCGCUGCCAGCGACCGGAUUUCUUCACUCCAAGAGGAACAGCAGCGCUUACGGGAGCAGAAUGAGCUGAUUCGGGAGCGCAGUGAGAAGAGUGUGGAGAUAACAAAACAGGACACCAAAGUGGAACUGGAAACAUACAGACAAACCCGUCAGGGGCUGGACGAGAUGUACAGCGAUGUGUGGAAGCAGCUGAAGGAGGAGAAGAAAGUCCGCUUGGAAUUGGAGAAAGAGCUGGAGCUACAGAUUGGGUUGAAGACAGAAAUGGAGAUCGCCAUGAAGCUGCUGGAGAAAGACACGCACGAGAAGCAAGACACCCUGGUGGCCCUGAGACAGCAGCUGGAGGACGUCAAGGCUAUCAACUUACAGAUGUUCCAUAAAGUGCAGACAGCAGAGAGCAGCUUGCAGCAGAAGAAUGAAGCCAUUGGGGCUUUUGAAGACAAAACCAAUCAAGUAGUGUCUAGCAUGAAGCAAAUGGAAGAAAGAUUGCAGCUGGCAGAGCAGGCUCGCCUGGGCGCAGAGGAGCGGAGCCAGCAGCUGCAGCAAGACCUGGACAAGCGGAGCAGGGCCCUGGAGCAGCAGCUGACCCAGCUGCAGGAGCAGUGCUCCAGCCUGGAAACCCAGCUGAAGGUGGAAAAGGAACAGAGACAAGCACUCCAGCGAGAAUUGCAGCAGGAGAGAGAGGAAGCCAUAAGGCUGCAGGCUGAACUGCGAGAGCUACAGGCGCUGAGGAAGGAGAUGCAGGAACUCCAGGAUGAGAAGGAGGAGCUCCAGAAGGUUUGCGGGGAGCAGGAGCAGGCCCUACAGGAAAUGGGACUGCACCUCAGCCAGUCAAAGCUGAAGAUGGAAGACAUCAAAGAAGUAAACAAAGCACUAAAGGGCCAUGCUUGGCUGAAGGACGAUGAAGCGACCCACUGUAAACAGUGCGAGAAGGAGUUUUCCAUCUCACGGAGAAAGCACCAUUGUCGCAACUGUGGCCACAUCUUCUGCAAUGCAUGUUCCAGCAACGAGCUGGCACUAGCCUCCUACCCCAAGCCUGUGCGUGUGUGUGACAACUGCCACACGCUAUUGCUACAGCGCUGCACAUCUACCAGCAGCUCCUAGGGGGAACGGAACCUUGCACCCCCUUUCUCAACCACCCCCAUUUGAGAGGGAAACUUUCCUGUACCACCAACUGGCCAAGCAUUCAUCUCUUUUGUAGCUGCAUUUCUGUCUUGGGAGGGUGGGGUUCACCUAUUCCCAUCCUUGACUCAUUACCCCCUCCAUGAACAGGAAUAAAUCUAUUUUUCAAGCUU